This is a messenger RNA of Octodon degus (degu), 1446 nucleotides long. RefSeq names its product transcriptional adaptor 1 (gene Tada1). Bases 188 to 1201 code for a protein of 337 amino acids. Gene Ontology annotation, molecular function: transcription coactivator activity. Lineage: Eukaryota; Metazoa; Chordata; Mammalia; Rodentia; Octodontidae. Gene Ontology annotation, biological process: regulation of transcription by RNA polymerase II. The record is from RefSeq and is a predicted model, not a curated record. The transcript is spliced from 8 exons. Gene Ontology annotation, cellular component: SAGA complex.
GGGCACCUUCUCGACAGUCAGGCGGGCGGAGCCGAUAACCUAACAAACGUCCCCGGAGCGCUUGGGGGCGGGGCGUCCGGGGCGCGGUUUGAAGAUCCGGGAGCGGAGGCCUUCCGCCCAGUUGGCUUUUCGGUUGGGCGGUUGCGGUGGCCGCUUGGCGUGCGGUCGGGCUGAGACGCGCGGUGCAAUGGCGACCUUUGUGAGCGAGCUGGAGGCGGCCAAGAAGAACCUGAGCGAAGCCCUGGGGGACAACGUGAAGCAGUACUGGGCUAAUUUAAAGUUGUGGUUCAAACAGAAGAUCAGCAAGGAAGAGUUUGACUUGGAAGCUCAUAGACUUCUCACGCAGGAUAAUGUCCACUCUCACAACGACUUCCUCCUGGCCAUUCUCACUCGGUGUCAGAUUUUGGUUUCUACACCAGAAGGCGCUGGAUCUUUGCCCUGGACAGGGGGCUCUGCAGCCAAACCUGGAAAACCCAAGGGCAAGAAGAAGCUUUCUUCUGUUCGUCAGAAAUUUGAUCAUAGGUUCCAGCCUCAGAAUCCCCUCUCCGGGGCUCAGCAGUUUGUGGCCAAGGAUCCCCAAGACGAUGACGACCUGAAGCUGUGCUCGCACACGAUGAUGCUCCCCACCCGAGGGCAGCUGGAGGGGAGGAUGAUCGUGACUGCCUACGAGCACGGGCUGGACAACGUGACCGAGGAGGCUGUGUCGGCUGUGGUCUACGCGGUGGAGAAUCACCUGAAAGAUAUACUGACCUCAGUUGUGUCAAGAAGGAAAGCCUACCGGUUGCGAGAUGGGCACUUUAAGUAUGCCUUUGGUAGUAAUGUCACCCCACAGCCAUACCUGAAGAACAGUGUGGUAGCUUACAACAAUUUAAUAGAAAACCCUCCAGCCUUCUCUGCUCCCUGUGCCGGUCAGAAUCCAUCUUCUCACCCACCCCCGGAUGAGGCUGAGCAGCAGGCUGCGCUCUUGCUGGCUUGCUCUGGGGACACGCUGCCUGCCUCUCUGCCGCCAGUGAACAUGUAUGACCUUUUUGAAGCUUUGCAGGUAAUUCUUGACUCCUUAAAGCUUAUCUGGAUUUAUGGACAUGUUAAGAAAUUCUUUAGGUCUGCAAAAGCAUUCAAUAGCUUUUGUCUACUCUGGCUAUUCUGCAUGUUUUGUUUAAUAUUAAAACCAUUACUACUAGCCUUAUUCUCCAAAUCCUGAACCCAGGAAUCCUUUCCAUUUAAUCUUCUGUAUAUCAUUUCAAAGAGAGAGAGAAAAGGAAAAAUAAUUCUUUUGUUCUCUUACCUCCUGUUUCUUAGAACCUUACUGUCUCCUUGUUUUCUUAUUUGAGAUUCAUUAAUUUCUGACUUAAAAUUUAUAGGUGGUGUGUGUUUUGUUAGUAUAAACCUUUGCUAUGUUAGAAAAGUAAGUCCCGAAGUCUAAUUGCAGGUGUGCCCAUUUCUCAA